This is a messenger RNA of Geodia barretti, 3594 nucleotides long. NCBI's taxonomy places the organism in Eukaryota, Metazoa, Porifera, Demospongiae, Tetractinellida, Geodiidae. The record is from the annotation of a GenBank genome assembly.
AUGGCGGCCUCCAGUAACCUGACCAAUAAGCUAUCGACACUGAUGGUGUACAAUGCUACUGACAGACUGACUGUGGAAGAGACGAGGCAGCUAGUGUUCCAAAUGGGUGUGCCGGUCAAAGACGUUGAUAACAUCAGGGAACAGAACAGUGGCAAUAUGCAACGCGUCUACCUUGUGGGAAAGUGGCUUGAUAUGACCCCCGAUGCCAGCUGGGACAAACUAGUUGCUGGACUGAGGAAGAUUAACAAGAACUCUUUGGCUGCUGACAUUGAGUCUCGACAUCCUCCAAACGCUACUGUUGAUUCUGUCGCCCCCCUCGCUCCAGUGACUGCAACCCCAGCUCCCGUCGACCCCCUCGCUCCGGUGACUGCAACCCCAUCUCCCAUCGGUCCCCUCGCUCCGGUGACUGCAACCCCAACUCCCGUCGACCCCCUCGCUCCGGUGACUGCAACCCCAACUCCCGUUGGCCACCUCACUCCAGUGACUGCAACCCCAGGUCUCGUCGGUCCCCUCGCUCCAGUGACUGCAACCCCAGGUCCCGUCGACUCCCUCGCUCCAGUGACUGCAACCCCAGCUCUUGUCAGUUCCCUCGCUCCAGUGACUGCGACCCCAGCUCCCGUCGACCCCCUCGCUCCAGUGACUGCAACCCCAACUCCCGUUGGCCACCUCACUCCAGUGACUGCAACCCCAGGUCCCGUCGGUCCCCUCGCUCCAGUGACUGCAACCCCAGGUCCCGUUGACUCCCUCGCUCCAGUGACUGCAACCCCAGCUCUUGUCAGUUCCCUCCCUCCAGUGACUGCGACCCCAGCUCCCGUCGACCCCCUCGCUCCGGUGACUGAAACCCCAUCUCCCAUCGGUCCCCUCGCUCCGGUGACCGCAACCCCAGCUCCCGUCGGGCCCCCUCGCUCCAGUGACCGCAACCCCAGCUCCCGUCGGCCCAACCCCAGCUCUUGUCAGUUCCCUCGCUCCAGUGACUGCAACCCCAACUCCCGUUGGCCACCUCACUCCAGUGACUGCAACCCCAGGUCCCGUCGACUCCCUCACUCCAGUGACUGCAACCCCAGCUCCCGUCGGUCCCCUCGCUCCGGUGACCGCAAACCUAGCUCCCGUCGGUCCCCUCGCUCCGGUGACCGCAACCCCAGCUCCCGUCGGCCCCCUCGCUCCAGUGACCGCAACCCCAGCUCCCGUCGGCCCAACCCCAGCUCUUGUCAGUUCCCUCGCUCCAGUGACUGCAACCCCAACUCCCGUUGGCCACCUCACUCCAGUGACUGCAACCCCAGGUCCCGUCGACUCCCUCGCUCCAGUGACUGCAACCCCAGCUCUUGUCAGUUCCCUCGCUCCAGUGACUGCGACCCCAGAUCCGGUCGGUCCCCUCGCUCCAGUGACCGCAACCCAAGCUCCCGUCGGUCCCCUCGCUCCGGUGACCGCAACCCUAGCUCCCGUCGGUCCCCUCGCUCCGGUGACCGCAACCCCAGCUCCCGUCGGCCCCCUCGCUCCAGUGACCGCAACCCCAGCUCCCGUCGGCCCAACCCCAGCUCUUGUCAGUUCCCUCGCUCCAGUGACUGCAACCCCAACUCCCGUUGGCCACCUCACUCCAGUGACUGCAACCCCAGGUCCCGUCGGUCCCCUCGCUCCAGUGACUGCAACCCCAGGUCCCGUCGACUCCCUCGCUCCAGUGACUGCAACCCCAGCUCUUGUCAGUUCCCUCGCUCCAGUGACUGCGACCCCAGAUCCGGUCGGCCCCCUCGCUCCAGUGACCGCAACCCCAACGUCCCCUGCACAAACCUAGCUCCCGUCGGUCCCCUCGCUCCGGUGACCGCAACCCCAGCUCCCGUCGGCCCCCUCGCUCCAGUGACCGCAACCCCAGCUCCCGUCGGCCCAACCCCAGCUCUUGUCAGUUCCCUCGCUCCAGUGACUGCAACCCCAACUCCCGUUGGCCACCUCACUCCAGUGACUGCAACCCCAGGUCCCGUCGGUCCCCUCGCUCCAGUGACUGCAACCCCAGGUCCCGUCGACUCCCUCGCUCCAGUGACUGCAACCCCAGCUCUUGUCAGUUCCCUCGCUCCAGUGACUGCGACCCCAGAUCCGGUCGGCCCCCUCGCUCCAGUGACCGCAACCCCAGCUGCAAACCUAGCUCCCGUCGGUCCCCUCGCUCCGGUGACCGCAACCUCAGCUCCAAUCGGUCCCAUUUCUCCCCCUGAUAACACUGAGGAGACAUUUGAACAGAGAGUAGCAGGGGCUAAAGAAUGCGUGGAGCGCCUACAGGAAGAAUUUUUCGACCUGAAAUCCGAUACUCGAGAGUCUCUCUCAGAGAAGGAACGUCGAGAUCCAAAAUUUGUUCUAAAGUUUCAAGAUUAUCUGCUGGAAAUGCCAGUAGCUAAAAGGCAAGUUCACAUUCGGUUCUUCAGUAAAAAUGCAGAGGAAAUCCUGGGCGCAAAAACUAUACGAAGGCUGUUUGUUGUUCUCGGGCGCUACUGCAACUACUCCAACUACAAGAUAAUCUUCCAUGUCGUCAAAAGCCGAACAGAGCGGGAAGACGAGGGCUUCAAGGAAAUUCGCCGGGGAAUAUGUCCCGUGGAUGGGGUGAUCGCAGGCAGUGAAUUAGCUAAUCUUGAGCCUAGGUUGUUAGUAAACAGGUUAAAUAACCAGCUCAAGGAAUUUCAGCAAAAAAUUGGAGAUGCCAAUACUCUAAUGGCUGAUGUGGUUACAGUUCUUUUGAAACUUGUUGAAUUGACUAGCAAAAGCAAUAGUGAAGAACAAGGUGAUGCUAGCAAAAUAAUUGCAGAAAUUUUAAGUGAGCGUAGUGAAAGGUUUCAUUUUCAACUUAAGAGAGCUGUACAAAGCCCUAAGUGCACGCUGGCUCAAGCUGAAAAAUUUUGUAGUCUGUUUGAGUCUCUGCUGCAAACAUUUCAGUCUCUAUCAAAAGAUUGCCUUCCAAUGGAUGAACUUCUUGAAACAGUAAAAAGAUUAACAAAAGUCGGUACCAUUAAUUCUGAAUUGCUGGAAAGAGCUGAGAAUUUAUGCAAAACAAGAGAUCAAAUUCGAGACACACAGAUUAACCCAUAUAUCAUGGCUGUUGAUGAAAGUGAUGAUACAGGUUAUAAGUCUCUUCCAAUACUCCCAGAGUGGAAGGAAAUCAAGGAAGACAAUGGUACUCCCACUGAGGUUCGUCCCAAUAAAGUGGACACUCCAUACAAGGACUGGAUGGAGUACUAUGACAUACAGUUUCGUCUCGUUCGGGAAGACUUCAUUGCACCUCUGCGACGUGGUGUGGCUGCCUUCCUACAGGGAGACAAGGGAAAGAAGAAUAGAGAUGUUAAAACCUACAGUGGAGCCACAAUUGUGUCACAAGUGACAACAAAGGACAAAGGAAUAUGCUUUAUGAUACAAUUUGAUGUCUCUGGCUUCCGUAGAGUCAAUUACAAUUGGAAGCAAUCAAAGCGGUUAAUAUUUGGUUCGCUUUUGUGCUUUUUGUCUAGAAUGAACAAUGAAAUAAGUGCCAUGUUUGCUACUGUUGCAAAACGAGAUAUAUAUGAAUUAGAGAAAGGAAAUAUCAUGGUUCGUUUUGAAGGCAAUAUACUCUCCGAGCAGUAA